CUCUCUCUCUCUCUCUCACACACACACACACACACAUCACGGAGCAGGCUGUCGGAGCUAACUCUGGCCACAGAAACGAAAACAGGAAUAUAAAACGGCGCGUUUAAACCUCGGGUUUCUUUAUUUCUGGACUCCAUUUGGAUCAAAACGGAUUAUUUGCCUUUAACCUGAAUGCUGAAGCAGGUACAGAAGAGGCUCAGUGGCUCGCUCGUCUGAAGGAAUGCAGGUGGUCAGGCUGAGAAUGGCCCUGUGGUGGCUGCUAAUCUUCCUGGCUUUGAUGCAGUUUCCACAACCUGCAAAGGGGCAAAUUGCAGGCCCACGAAGAAUGCGAUUUAAAGUCAUGGGUCUUGACAAGUUGCAUGUGUUUUGGAAAGAGCCAAAGGGAGAAUACGAUGGCUAUAGAUUUAUUUACAACAGUGUGCCAGAUGGAGAGAGGAAUGAGCUUCGAAUUGGGAAGGGUCAAACCAAAGCAAUAAUAAAUGACUUCAAUCCCACAAAGGAGUACACAGUGAAGGUUAUAGCUGUAAGGGGAAGUCAGCAAAGCAGAGCACUUGCAGGAAGCUUCGCAGCUCAGGCCCGGGAAUUUGACAAAGAAACCACCCAACCACCAAGAAUCAAUGAGAUGCCUACAGAGGAUGGUAUUGCGCUAUCAGGAGCGGAUCAGUUUGUGUGCACCACAGCUGCGAUUGCUGAUAUCGUCUUCCUGGUAGAUGGCUCGUGGAGCAUCGGCAGGCUCAACUUUCGUCUGGUGCGCGCAUUCCUGGAGAACCUGGUUAAUGCUUUCGAUGUGGGAAUUGAUAAAACCCGUAUCGGCCUGGCCCAGUACAGUGGAGAUCCCAGGACUGAGUGGCACCUCAAUGCAUUUGCCACUAAAGAGUCUGUCAUUGAUGCUGUCAAAAACCUGCCGUACAAAGGAGGAAACACACUCACAGGUUUGGCCCUUACAUACAUUCUGAAGAACAGCUUCAAACCAGAAUCAGGUUCUCGAAGCAGCGUUCCGAAAAUCGGGAUCCUGAUCACUGAUGGUAAAUCACAGGACGCUGUAGACGUUCCUGCCCAGAACUUAAAAGAUGCCGGGGUUGAGCUCUUUGCCAUUGGGGUUAAGAACGCAGAUGAAAAUGAGCUGAAGGUCAUUGCCUCUGAGCCCGAGACACACACCUACAACGUGGCCGACUUCGUCAUCAUGAAUUCCAUAGUGGAGGGUCUGACCAGGACUGUGUGCGACGGUGUCGAGCAACAAGACAAAGAGAUCAAAAGAGAUUCAGUCCCUGAAGACACACAAAAUUCUCCUCAGGAUUUGGUGACGUCUGAAGUGACGGCGAGAAGUUUCCGUGUGUCCUGGACUCAGGGGCCAGGCAGCGUUCUGAAGUAUCGUGUGAUUUACUAUCCCAGCACAGGAGGUCAGCCACAAGAGGUUGUGGUGGACGGCACAGAGACCACAGCCGUGCUGAAAGGCCUCAGCUCACUGACAGAGUAUGAGAUCGCUGUGUUUGCUGUGUACACAACCUCGGCCGGUGAGCCUCUCAGGGGCCGUGAGACCACGCUGGCUUUGCCUGUGGUCAGUGGUCUGGACCUGGACGAUGUGACUCACAGCACCAUGCAUGCUCGAUGGAGGCCUGCAGAAGGGGCUACUGGGUACAUGCUACUUUAUGCACCGCUAAGCAGUGAAACUAUGGAUGAGAUCGAGGUCAAAGUGGCAGACACCGUGACAGACUUUAGGCUGGUGGGUUUAAGCCCGGAUACAGACUACACAGUGACAGUGUACGCCAUGUUCGGAGAUGAAGCCAGCGAUCCUGCUACAAUGCAGCAGACCACCUUGUCUCUGAGGCCUCCCCGUAAUCUACGUGUCACUGAGGUGGACCACAGCUCAGUGCGACUAAACUGGGAUUCGACAUCAAGCGCAGUCAAAGGCUAUCAGCUAAAGUACGGCAAAAGUAACGGUGCGCAAACUAACGAGGUUGAAACGGGUCCAGUUUCUAACGUGUAUCUAAGGAACCUGGACUCUCAAACAGAGUACACCGUGUCUGUGUUUGCUGUGUAUGAUGGGGAUCAGUCAGAACCCCUGAAGGGAGUAUUUACCACAAAGCUCGUUCCAGCUCCACGGGCCAUUAGAAUUGAUGAGGUAACACCAAGUAGUUUCCGGGUGAGCUGGACACAGCCAGGGGAUGGUGUGGAGCUUUAUACACUCUCCUGGAGACCUUCCACAGGAGGAGAGACUAAAGAGGUGGUUAUAUCAGGCAAUAUAAAUACCUAUGUGGUGAAUGAUCUUUCUCCUCUUACUGAGUAUGAAGUGCUGCUGUCUGCUAUCUACAGAGAUGAGGCUGAGAGCAGCGCUGUGUCUGCACUAGAGAUCACAUUGCCUAUGCCUGCAACCACGGCCUUCCCCUCUACAGCCCCACCAGUGACGCGGCUUGGAGUGAGUAAUCUCCUGGUGGACGAUGAGACCACGUACAGUCUGCAGGUCAGCUGGGACAAUGAUGAUGCAGAUGUUGAGCAGUACAAAGUGACUUAUGUCAGCCAGAGAGGAGACCGUGCAGAGGAAUCGGUGAUGGUUCCAGCCAAUAGAAAGAGUGUGAUUCUGCAGUCUCUUCUCUCAGACACGGAAUACAAGAUCUCGGUUAACCCUAUUUAUCCAGAGGGAGAAGAUAACGCAUUCUCUCUGUCCUCUAUCGGCCGUACACUACCACUGACUGCACCCAGCAACCUAAGGGUGUCUGAGGAAUGGUACAACCGUUUCCGCCUCACAUGGGACACGCCUGCCUCACCAACCAUGGGCUACAGGAUCAUCUACCAGCCAACUUCUGUGUCGGGUCCUGCUCUGGAGACGUUUGUAGGAGAAGAUGUGAACACAUUGCUGAUUCUCAACCUGCUGACUGGCACCGAGUACAGCGUUAAGGUCAUUUCUUCGUACACAACAGGCUCUAGCGAGCCGCUCACCGGCAAUGCCAGGACACUGUUUCUGGGAGUCAGUGGACUCAGUACCUACCAGGUGCGGAUGAACAGCAUGUGUGCACAGUGGCAGCCUGUCAGCCAGGCCUCCCUCUACAGGGUCAUCAUCGAGUCCCUGCUCAAUGGCCACAGACAGGAGCACACUGUAAGUGGCGGUACCUCCAGGCAGUGUUUCUUCAACCUGUCCCCUAACACACAGUACAAGAUCAGCGUCUACACCCAGCUACAGAGCAUGGAGGGCCCUGCUGUCACCAUCAUGGACACCACACUUCCAGCUCCAACCCAGCCACCAACUCCACCUCCCACCACUGCUCCGAUUCCCACCAUUCCAUCAGCUAAAGAAGUUUGUAAAGCAGCCAAAGCAGAGUUGGUGUUCUUGGUAGACGGCUCCUGGAGCAUAGGAGAUGACAACUUCCAGAAGAUCAUCCGCUUCCUGUACAGCACCACUGGCGCUUUGGACAUUAUUGGUCCUGAUGGAACUCAGGUGGCCAUUGUUCAGUUUAGUGAUGAUGCCAGGACUGAGUUCAAGCUCAACUCCUACAGGGACAAGGAGUCUCUCCUGGACGCCGUGCAGCGCAUCACCUAUAAGGGAGGAAACACCAAAACAGGUCGAGCCAUUAGGCACGUGAAGGAGAGCAUCUUUACAGAAGAGGCUGGGACGAGGAAGGGAAUUCCCAAAGUCCUGGUGGUGCUCACAGAUGGCCGCUCACAAGACGACGUUAACAAGAUCUCCAAAGACCUGCAGACAGAGGGUUACAUCAUCUUUGCCAUUGGCUUUGCUGAUGCGGAUUACGGGGAGCUGGUGAACAUUGCGAGCAAGCCCAGCGAGAAACACGUCUUCUUUGUAGAUGAUCUGGAUGCAGUCAAUAAAAUCGAGGAGCAGCUCAUAACAUUUGUGUGUGAGGCAGCAACAGCCACUUGUCCAUCCUUGCUGAUGAGUGGGAACAGUUUGGCGGGUUUCCGCAUGAUGGAGAUGUUUGGGCUAGUGGAGAAGGACUACAGUAGUGUGCAGGGUGUUUCCAUGGAGCCUGGAACAUUCAACAGCUUUCCUUGCUACAGGCUACACAAGGAUGCCCUCAUCUCACAGCCGACCAAAUAUCUGCACCCGGAGGGACUCCCUUCUGACUACACUGUGUCAGUGCUGUUCCGUAUCCUCCCAGAAACUCCUCAGGAGCCAUUUGCGUUAUGGGAAAUUCUCAAUAAAGCCAAUGAACCCCAAGUGGGUCUCAUCCUGGACAAUGCUGCGAAAACACUGGCAUUCUUUAACUAUGACUACAAGGGUGAUUUCCAGACAGUGACCUUUGAUGGGCCUGACAUCAGAAAAAUCUUUUAUGGCAGUUUUCACAAGCUCCAUGUGGCGAUUAGCAAAACCUCUGCGAAGGUAGUGAUUGACUGUAAGAUAGUUAGUGAAAAGCCCAUCAGCGCAGCUGGGAACAUCACUACAGAUGGAAUGGAGGUUCUGGGCCGAAUGGUGCACUCGCACGGCAGCAGGGACACCUCAGCACCGUUUCAGCUGCAAAUGUUUGAUAUUGUCUGCAGUACAUCAUGGGCCAGUCGAGAUAAAUGCUGUGAGCUCCCAGGCCUGAGAGUAGAGCAAGACUGUCCUGCUUUGCCUCAUGCAUGCACCUGCUCUGAGGACAGUAAAGGUCCACCAGGACCCACUGGACCCCCGGGUGGCCCUGGUAUACGAGGCUCAAGAGGUGACCGAGGGGAACCUGGCUCACCGGGACCUCAAGGGCCAACCGGUGAAAUUGGACCUCCAGGACCUCAAGGGCCUCCUGGACCCCAGGGGCCAAGUGGACUCUCUAUCCAGGGAUCACCAGGAUCUGCAGGAGAAAAAGGAGAGAAAGGUGACUCAGGUCUGCCAGGUCCUCAGGGUGUGCCAGGAGCCAGUGGAGGACCCGGCAGAGACGGCCCACCAGGACAAAGGGGUUUGCCUGGGAAAGAUGGACCACAGGGACAACAUGGCCCACCAGGUCCUAUUGGCAGUCCAGGUGCUCCAGGAGCUCCAGGCACCACUGGACCCCCAGGACCACAUGGUGAUCAUGGACCACCUGGUCCUUCUGGUACCAAAGGCGAGCGAGGAGAGAGAGGCGACAUGCAGUCACAGGCAGUUGUCCGCUCUAUAGCCAGACAAGUGUGUGAACAACUAAUUCAGAGCCAUUUGUCUCGCUACAACUCAAUCCUGAAUCAUAUACCCAGUCAGUCCGUGUCAGUCCGGACAGUGCAAGGUCCUCCGGGUGAACCAGGCCGUCAGGGCCCUCUGGGACCACCGGGAGAGCAGGGACCGCCAGGUAGACCAGGCUUUCCUGGAGGUAAUGGACUGAGCGGCCGUCCAGGAGAGAGAGGGCUCCCAGGAGAUAAAGGAGAGAAAGGAAGUCCAGGUGUGGGGACACAAGGGCCUCGUGGCCUCCCAGGACCUCCAGGGACUCCAGGUGAAGGCCGGACAGGUAGCCAGGGUCCUCCAGGCAGGCCUGGAAACCAGGGCUCUCCGGGUCGUCCAGGAAGUCCUGGAAAGACCGGCCCUGCUGGACCGACAGGUUACUGCGACCAAAACGCCUGCUUAGGGUACAACAUAGGAGUACAACAGUUACCUCCCAGUUCCUACCAAAACUACGGGACCACUGACACUAAUGACGAACAGGAGGACGAGGAAGUGGACCCGUAUGGUGGAUACCGCCAAUACCCACCCCAGUACUACCAGCCCAGCUAUCCCAACCCUGACGACACGAUGAGGGAGCGAGGCACGCACCGCUUCUCCCGCAGCCUGACUGAGAGGAAUGGAGCUCAGACCACAACACAAGAAAAGGAUUAAUCUGCACACUGACAGCUCCAUCCACAAACACACAAAUACACUCUUAGUAUUAAGCCAGUGUCCAGUAGGAAAGCAUUAACUGAAUGGUAUUUGGAAAGUGCCUGUUUGGGAGGGUGUUAUGGAGGGAGGGCAGUAAACCCAUACUGUGCCCACCAGACUUUCAAUGACCUUUUUUUGUUCGUUUGUAAAAGUGCAUGCAGUCAUUUAAAAUCACAGAAAGCUCUCACAAAAAAAGAUCAUUUGUAUCAGUUGUUUGUUUUUUUUAAUUUGGGGUUGAAUUUGUACAGUUGUGUAAUUGUUUUUAUAAUAAAAAAAAAGGAGAUUGAAUUUCAGUGCUUCCAUGUUUAAUCGUCCCAGCUUUCAAUGUUUCCGUCGCAUUAUUGUCAUUUAUUUACGGAAAGGUGAAUCCUUGGCAGUUUCCCGGACAAUAAAAAAAAAAUGUAAUCAUCAAACCAAAUAACUCCAACAUGAUGCUUCUAAACACCACAUACUGUCUGGAGUGUGAUUAUACAAUCACGUCAAUGUGAAUUUCCUGUGCUCUUGUAAGGAUAAAUGUUUUGCAGUCUGACGGGAUUCAGUAAGGGCUCUUGAACCUUUUUUUUGGUUGUUUGUUUCAAUACAAGAGCUCCUACUCGAAGUCCUGUUCUGUCUCUCUCAGUAUAUGCGAUUGUCCUAUGGGCCUAUUCACUGUGGAAGAGUGUUGAAUAGUUAGGCCUGUGGUCUACUGUCCUCUCCGAAUGAAUCAAACUGUGUGCGUUGAACAGGUGCCAGAGGAAUGGCUCACUACCAAACUUUUGAAGCAUAAAAGUAACUUAUUUUUACUUUGUUUUUGUAACCAAUAAAACUGUAAUAUGACA
This is a messenger RNA of Silurus meridionalis, 6621 nucleotides long. It is a transcript of the gene col14a1a, whose product is annotated as collagen, type XIV, alpha 1a. Gene Ontology annotation, cellular component: interstitial matrix. The record is from RefSeq and is a predicted model, not a curated record. Lineage: Eukaryota; Metazoa; Chordata; Actinopteri; Siluriformes; Siluridae. Gene Ontology annotation, molecular function: protein binding.